UGGACUCACUGCAAUACUUCAAAGCUUCAACUUAGGUAUACCAGCUCAUCGAUCAGUCUUAUUGCGUUUAUGACGUCCAAAAUCUUCGGUCACACCAUCAUGUACCAGUGGAAGCGGGGUCUCAGCUCUGUUGACGCCAAAUCUUUGAUAGCUGGUAAAGAAAUACUCUACAAGUUUGCUAGUCUCAUCAGCCAAGGGGAAUAUUACGAGAGGAUCAUAUUUUACCACUCAUCGAGAUGGUACGUGUACCAGAAAGAGCGAUAUACAGGAUUUCUGACGGUCUUCCCGGUGAAUGAAUCCCAUUGUGUGGGCAAUUUAUACGUGUCGAAGAGCCUAAAAUUCUUCAGGAGAAUUCUUGGUGUUCUCGGCUUGCCGCGUUAUCCAACGAGAGCACCCGGAAUGAGUCUGAUCAAAUACGCACCUUUAUUUCCACAUUUGGCCUCCCAGCUACUCUGGAGCGCGGUUUAUCCUCAAAAUGUUUCAAGCGUAUGCAAAGCGACCUUAAGGAGAAGGGAGUGUGUUGAGGUGCUUGCGAACAGUAUACUCAGGCGUAAAGUGAAACAAUCGCAAGCACGCCACGGCAGCAUCAGGCCGUCAUACCAUCCGGUCCCAAGUCCGAAUAGCCAGAAGACACGCGACCUUCGUAAAGCUCUCGUGAAGACACUAGGAGCUAGCGCAUUGAAGAGGGAGUCACUAAUGAUGGAAGAGAAAGAAGUUCACACCCCGAAGGAAGUCCGUUUGGAGCGCCAGAUGCGUUUGGCCUUGGGAGAAAAUCUAUCAAUCAAGAACCUCCUUUUAGCUGCUACUGCAAGGAAGGCGCCUGCAUCUCCUCGCGUGAUCAUUCGCGGCUCGCCAACCCGAAUCCAUUCCCUGCAGCCGAAAACGCGUCAUAGAACCAGAAGUUGAGACGGCCACCUCGUUCACACUGUUCAUAAAUCUCGGCCCGGACUCGGAAGACGCUGUAGUCUGUUCCAACCUUAUGUAAACUGCAAAUCACACAUCAGCCAAAUUGUUCACAGCUCGUCGACUUAUGAC
Suillus bovinus is the source of this 1035-nucleotide messenger RNA. RefSeq lists its product as uncharacterized. The coding region runs from base 70 to 906 and encodes 278 amino acids. The transcript is spliced from 5 exons. The record is from RefSeq and is a predicted model, not a curated record. Lineage: Eukaryota; Fungi; Basidiomycota; Agaricomycetes; Boletales; Suillaceae.